AUGGAAAUUGUACAAAAGGCUAUCCGAAAGAAUUUAGAGAGGAAACAAAAGCAAAUGAGAAUGUAUCCCAUGUAUCAAAGAAGGAAUACAGGGAAAAAAUACAAGGUAAGAGGAAAAGAAAUUGAUAAUCGAUGGGUAGUGCCAUAUUCGCCAUAUUUAUUAAUGAAAUAUGAUCGGCACACGAAUUUGGAAAUAUGUUCAUCAGUAAAAAGCGUUAAAUACUUAUACAAGUACAUUCAUAAAGGAUUUGAUUGUGCUGCCAUUGAGGUGCAAGCAAGAGAUGGAACGAAACUCAUUAAAAUAGAUGAGGUAAAAUCAUUUAUGGAUGCAAGAUAUGUUAGUACACCAGAAGCAAUGAGGAGACUGAACGGAUAUGAAAUGUUUAUGAAGUCUCAUACAAUAAUAAGACUGGCAGUUCAUUUGCCUAAUCGCCAAAUGGUAUAUUUCAAAGAGGGAAAUGAAGAGCAAGCAGCAAUAAGUGCGCAGAGAAGGGACACUACACUUACUGCAUGGUUUAAAUUGAAUCAAGAUGAUGAAAGAGCGAGGGAUUUAUUAUACACAGAGACUUCGUCACAAUAUGUGUAUGAAAAGAAAGAAACAAAAUGGAAAUUACGUCAAAAAGGAACAGAAAAGAUCAUUUCAAGACUAUAUACAGUAAGCAUAAAAGAUAAUGAAAGAUAUUAUUUACGAAUGUUUCUCCUACAUGUUGCGGGAGCUAAAUGUUACGAGGAUCUGAGAACUGUCAACGGAGUUCUUUAUGAGACGUUUAAAGAUGCGGCAAAAACAAGAAAUUUGAUAGAAUCAGACGAUCAAUGGGACAAAACGCUAGAAGAAGCGAAAGAGAGCCAAAUGCCUGCACAGAUUAGAGAACUAUUUGCUUAUAUUUGCAUAUAUGGAACGCCUAUAGAUGUACCAACACUUUGGAAUAAAUAUAAAGACGCAAUGAUUGAAGAUUAUGUACAUAAAAAUAUGAAUAAUCCAGAAAAUAUAGCUAUGAAUUAUAUCGAGGAAAUUAUGAGAAAUAAUGGAACUAGCUGCAUAAACUUCAAAUUGCCAAAACCGAAGUCAUUGAAAAUUACUAAAAUAGAAUAUAAUUCAGAUGAGGAAAGAAGUAGAGGAGAAGAUUUAUUAUUGACAUUAAAUGCAGAGCAAAAGCACGUGUACGAAUUAGUAAUGCGAGCAAUUGAAAAUGAGAAUGAAGUCAAAAGAUUAUUUUUUAUAGACGGAUUUGCUGGAAGUGGAAAAACAUACCUGUUUAAUACAUUACUAAGUGUAAUCAGAGGAAGAAACGAGGUGGUUUUACCAUGUGCGUCAACAGGCAUAGCAGCAACACUUCUAAAGGGAGGAAGAACAUAUCACAGUUUGUUCAAGCUAACAAUACCAAUAGAUGAGAGAACGAAAUCAAAUAUCAGAGGAAAAACGCAGGAAGCAAGACAAUUAAUUUCUGCGAAACUAAUAAUAUGGGAUGAAGUGAGCAUGACUGUAGGACAAGCUCUAACAGCAGUCGAUAAAUUAUUAAGAGAUCUGAUGAGGAAUAAAAAACCAUUUGGAGGAAAAAUAAUUCUUUUUACAGGAGACUUUAGACAGAAUUUACCCGUAGUGGUUCAUGCAAACAGAAUAGCCAUAAUUGAGUCGACU
Temnothorax curvispinosus is the source of this 1638-nucleotide messenger RNA. RefSeq lists its product as uncharacterized. The record is from RefSeq and is a predicted model, not a curated record. The transcript has a single exon. Gene Ontology annotation, biological process: DNA repair; telomere maintenance. Lineage: Eukaryota; Metazoa; Arthropoda; Insecta; Hymenoptera; Formicidae. Gene Ontology annotation, molecular function: DNA helicase activity. The annotation marks the transcript as partial.